AAGCCAUGCCGGGCGGGUAUUAAGGCAUGCACUGUACUACCACAUAUCCUGUGCACGUACGUCAGUAAUUCAUAAUUGGGCCUGCGACAAAAUGGCUGGACAAUACCGUUUGGUGGUAGUGUUCCACCGGCAAAAUUUCACCAUCUUUCGCCCGGUUUUCCUGCUGUUAGCUUUCAUCUGUUCUACCAUCCUGGCCCAAGAUUCUGCUGUGCCCUGCUACGACGGGAAUGGCCGUGCCCAGCGCUGUCAGCCCGAGUUUGUGAACGCCGCUUUUGAGCUGGAUGUGGAAGCAACCAACACCUGCGGGUUAUACAGAGCCUCUCGAUACUGCAGACAGACCGGGGUAACGGGGGCUACCCGGGCCUGCUCAUACUGCGACGCCUCAUCCCGUCGGUUCAGCCACCCUCCAAAGUACCUGACUGACUACCACAAGGAAAAGAAGAUGACCUGGUGGCAGAGUGACACUAUGUUUGAAGGAAUUCAGUUUCCGAAUUCUGUUAAUCUCACCAUUUCACUAGGCAAAGCGUUCUCCAUAACAUAUAUCCGUCUUAAGUUUUACUCUGCACGGCCAGAGAGUUUUGCAAUCUACAAGCGCACUAGCCACGAUGGUCCUUGGAUCCCGUACCAGUUCUACAGUGGAUCUUGCGAAACAACCUACAGGGUUCCAAGAUCUAACUUUGCUCCACCUGAUGAUGAGACUAGAGUACUCUGCACAGAUGACUUCAGUGAUAUCUCUCCACUGACAGGUGGCAAUAUAGCCUUUGGUACUCUUGAGGGUAGACCAAGCGCCUUUAACUUUGAUGACAGUAAAGUGCUACAGGAAUGGGUAACAGCGACAGACAUCCUUGUCAUGUUGACCAGAUUAAACACGUUUGGUGAUGAAGUCUUCCAGGUACCAGACGUACUGCGUUCCUACUACUAUGCAAUCUCAGACUUCUCAAUCGGUGGGAGAUGUAAGUGCAAUGGUCAUGCCAGUGAGUGUAUCAACAGCACAGGAAUAGAUAGUUCAGUGCGGCUUGUGUGCCGCUGUGAACAUUUCACUGCUGGUGUGGACUGUAACGAGUGUCUACCAUUCUAUAAUGACCAGCCAUGGAAGCCAGCUACAUCUGUUGAUGCUAAUGAAUGCCAAGCUUGUGACUGCAACGGUCGGUCCAACCGCUGCUACUUUGACCGAGAACUUUAUGACCGUACUGGGCAUGGGGGUCAUUGCCAGGAUUGUGAGGGGAACACAGAUGGUCCAAACUGUGAGCGUUGCCGUGACAACUACUUUCAAACUUCCUCUGAUGCUGUUUGCCAACCAUGCAAUUGUGAUCCAGUUGGUUCCUUGAAUCUUCAGUGCAACAGCCAGGGACAAUGCUCCUGCAAGAUCGGAGUAGGUGGUGACAAGUGCAACCAGUGUCUGCCCAACUACUAUGAUUUUGGUGUAGCUGGUUGCAGGAGUUGUGAGUGUGUGGUAGCAGGUAGUGUCAACAAUGAACCAAGCUGUGAUAGUACUUCCGGAUUUUGUAACUGUAAGGUCAAUGUAGAAGGGCGUAGAUGUGACAGAUGCAAAUCAGGUUACUUCAACUUGCAGGAGGAUGACCCCUUUGGAUGUAUGUCCUGCUUCUGUCAUGGUCAUUCCUCUGACUGUUCCUCUGCCCCUGGGUAUGAAUUCUCCUACCUGCAGAGCAAGUUUAAUACAGAUGAUGAGGGUUGGCGAGCAAUGGGUAGAUAUGGUCAGGAGGGUGUUUUGGUGUAUAACAGCAUUCGCAGAGACAUUGGCAUUGCCUCUGACAGCAAUCGUCCCUACUACUUUGUUGCAUCAGCUAAAUACCUGGGUGAUAAACGCUUGGCGUAUGGCCAGGAUAUGACCUUCACAUUUCGUCAUGUGGGGGCAGAGCCAAGCUUGACUGUGGAGGAUGUUAUUUUAAUGGGUAGUGGAUUGACCAUCUCAGCACCCAUCGUGGCCCAGGAGAACCCCGCCCCCAGUGUCUUGCCUCAGAAGUACACUUUCAAAUUGCGAGAGGAAGAUGAGUUAGGUUGGGUACAGAGGCCCUCAGCAUUUGAUCUACAGCGUCUGCUGUCUAACCUGACAGCUGUCAUGAUCAGGGCAACUUAUGCUGAGGAAGCACAAGGUAUCAUUGACAACUUUGAUUUCCCAACUGUGCGGAGGGCUGUAGGCCCAGGAGCUGAGCGGGUAGACUUUGUUGAACUGUGUCAAUGCCCUGUGGGAUACAUUGGCCAGUUCUGUGAAUCUUGUGAUGGCAAGUUCCGCCGGGAUCCCCCUGGGGGUGGACCAUAUGCUCAGUGUAUCCCCUGUGAGUGCAAUGGCCAUGCUGACUUCUGUGAAGAAAGCUCAGGCAUCUGUAUCUGUCAGGAUAACACUAUUGGUGAUCAGUGUGAACGUUGUGCGCCCGGUUUCUAUGGAGAUGCUACCCAAGGUGGUGAUGAUGACUGCCAACCAUGUCCAUGCCCCGGUGGCAGUGAGUGCAUGCAGAUGCCUAGCACUGGGGAGGUCAUGUGCACAAACUGUCCUAUGGGAUAUGUGGGUAACCGCUGUGAAUUCUGUGCUGAUGGUUUCUUUGGGGAUCCUCUUGGUCUUAACGGGCAACCCAGGGCCUGUACUCCUUGUCAGUGUAAUGGCAACAUUGAUGAGAAUGCAGUUGGAAAUUGUGACAGGGAUACUGGUGAAUGCUUAAAGUGUAUUUAUAACACUGGUGGUUUCAACUGUGAGAGAUGCCUGGCUGGUUUCUUUGGUGAUGCCCUAGCACUUCCCAAGGGCCAGUGUAAAUCUUGUGACUGUUACUACACUGGAUCUUUUGGCAUCGAGUGUGACCAGACAACUGGCCAGUGUGACUGCUUACCAUUUGUGGUUGGACGUCAGUGUGAUCAGUGUGACCAGGGUUAUUGGGACUUAGAGAGUGGCCGGGGUUGCCAACCAUGCAACUGUGACUCAACAGGCUCCACAGCCAUCCAGUGUGAUUACACUACUGGUCAGUGUCCCUGUUUGGAUGGAGUAGGUGGGCCACUGUGUGACCAGUGUCUAUUUGACCAUUAUGGUUUCUCCAGCGCUGGAUGCCGAUCUUGCAAUUGUGAUCGCCAGGGAUCAGCUCAGCUAAACUGCAGCAGUGAUGGUAUAUGUGUCUGCAAAGCUGGCGUAAUUGGGGAGAAAUGUGACAACUGCAGGGAGAACCACUACAAUAUUGCCCUUGGAUGUAUACCUUGCCCAGCCUGCUAUGACUUAGUCCAGGACCGUGUUAGUGCUCAUCGGGACAAGCUGCAGCAGCUAGAGGACCUAAUCAACAAUGUGGGCAAUAAUCCAGAGAUUGUUAAUGAUGCAGAGUUUGAGAAGAGGCUGGCUGAGCUUGAAGAAGACCUUGAUAACACAAUGAUAGAUGCUGAAGAGGCUGCAGCCAUGGAUUCUCAGCUUUCCAAUCAGUUGGGAGACCUUCAGGAUAGCAUAACAGCCCUAAAGGAACAGAUAAGUCAAAUCCUAAAGAACAUUAACAUGGCUGAGGCUGAUUCUGUUGACAGUGCUGAAGAGGUUGCACAAGCCUUUGUCAUGAUUGACAGGGCUAAGAAAGCCCUUGCAGAGGCCCAGGCUUACCUGGACAAUUUUGGAUGGAAGACAUUGAUGGAAUUGAACGACACAGCAAAGAACAUGUCUGAGCAAGCUCUUGAGAUGCAAGAUCUAGCUAAACAAGCCAGGGAUCUAGCUGCAGGUCAGGUACAGCUUGGAGGGGAAAUAGAUGGCACUGCCAGGGAAGCUAAGGCAACAUCUGAAGAAGCCCUAAGGCUGGUCCAAGGCACAGGAGUAGACUCUAGCAUUGAAGAUGAGAUCGGAAAAGUUGAAGCAGACUACAGUGAUGCCGAAGAUAUUUUUGCAGAGGCUAGCCAACUGGCUGAGGAUUCCAAGACCAAGGCAGAUGCAGUCCACAUGGAAUCCACUACACUACUAGCUAAAGCUAAGCAGCCACUACCAACAUAUGAAGGGGAAACAUUGCAUGAAAGUGCUGGUGAUGUCAAGGAAAAAGCCCAAAUGAUCAAAGACAAAGCAGAUGAAGUGAAGGCUACUAACCAGGACUUAUUGGCACAGGUGGAGCAGCAAGCCAAAGAGGCAGCUGCACUUCUAAAUGAUGGCACCAAGGCACAGCAGAAACUUGAUUUACUGAUGGCGAAGGCUCACAGUGCAGAGGCUGAAGCACAAGCUGCCAAGGAUCAGGGGGAAAAGACCUUACAGCAGGCUGAAAAAAUCCUGGAGGACCUCUUAGGAUUCAAUGAGAAAGUGGAGACCAGUAAGAUGAAUGCCAGUGAGGCACUGCUGAGGAUUCCUGAGAUUGAGAUGAAGAUUGAUCAGGCCAACCAGACCUCUAUAGGGGCCCAAGGUACUAUUGAUGAAGCCAAGGAAGAUGCCUUGAAGGCUAGGGAACAGGCUGCUAUGGCUGAGGCUAAUGCUACAAGGGCAUCUCAGGGAGCUGAGAAUAUCAAGGCAGCGGCUGAUGACAUUAACAAGGUAGCCCAGGGACAGAAUGACCGUGCUGAUUCUAUCCAAGGUAAUGCCACACAAACCAUGAUGGAAUUGGGAGCAUUGGAGACCCAGGCAGAUGAUGACUCUCAGCUCAUCCAGCAGGCCCAGAUGAAAGCUAAUGAAGCCAAGCGCAAGGCAGAUGAUGCGACUGCUGCUGUCCAGGAUGCUCUAGAUGAUGUCAGACGAUUGAUGGAUGAACUUAAUGCUCUGAGUCCCGUCGAUCCUAACCGCCUCCAAACCAUCGAAGACGGCUUUAUCAAUGUCAAGCGUACUUAUGAGUUUGACCUUAACAUUGAUCAAAUUAUGCAGCGCCUGCGUGAUGCUGAACAGCAGCAGCAGGGCUGGAUCAACACCUACCAAUUCUCCUUGGAUGACCUUAUUGCUCAGGUGGAGAAUAUACAGGAUAUAAGUAACUCCCUUCCUGACUUCUGUCCUAACUUUGACAGGUUGGAAAACAAUGGUAGGCGUUAAACUCUGGGUUUUUGUGUGGUGAUUAUCUUAGCUGCCUCACCCUAUCUUGAACUCCUUAUUUAAUGUUUGGUUUUAAUUUAGUCUUGUUAUUAACAUUAUUUCCCACGACAGUUCCCCUGAUGAGGUAACAAUUAUCUAAAGUAUGCGUGUUUUUUUUAAAUAUCAUAAAAGCAGAAUAUUUU
Acanthaster planci (crown-of-thorns starfish) is the source of this 5160-nucleotide messenger RNA. It is a transcript of the gene lamc1, whose product is annotated as laminin subunit gamma 1. Gene Ontology annotation, biological process: tissue development; animal organ morphogenesis; axon guidance. NCBI's taxonomy places the organism in Eukaryota, Metazoa, Echinodermata, Asteroidea, Valvatida, Acanthasteridae. The record is from RefSeq and is a predicted model, not a curated record. Gene Ontology annotation, cellular component: basement membrane.